UGUCCCGACGAGACGGGAACACGACGGUCAUGCAUGACGCGGGACGAUCGCAUCGGGUUCGCGACCGGUCGUGCUGAUCGGUUGUGCCGGUUAUCGGGACGUGGAUCUAACGCGAGGAAUGUACCAUAUCUCGUCUUCAUAGAGGAACUUGGCAAAGAAAACGAGAAAGGAGGGAGAAAAGAAUCCGUACGCUUCGCUUUGCAUCGCGGGCCGCGCCGUAGAGGAUGGAAAGGUCGAGAUAAUAUCGCGAGUGUCGAGGAGGAGGAGGAGGAGGAGGUGGUGGUGGAGGGACGGCCGUGGCGUGGUGCUGGAGGCCCCAGGAUGUGGCAUCUGCUACUGUUCCUCGUCCUGGGAGCGACCCCCGGCCUGGGCGCGACCCCCGCUCCGGGUGCGCUGCACGAGCGCGUAAAGUACCUGGAGGUGUCCGAGAACGUGCGGCCGGGCACCCGGGUGGGUUUCAUCGACAUUGACAGCCCGCCUUAUCUGAUAGCGCCGGUACCGGGUUCGCCGGUGGAGACCGAUCUGAUCAUCGAGUCGGCAACGGGGGAGAUAAGAACGCGGGUGCCGUUGGACCGCGAGACCCGACCGUCGUACAGCCUGGUGGCGUUGCCGAGAGUACGGGUGGUUAUCACUGUGCUCGACGAGAACGAUAACGCGCCCACCUUCGCCGUGGACCACGUGUACAUCGAGUUCCCGGAGAACUCGCCCCGUGACCAACGCGGCCGCGACGGCGUUUUGUACCUGGAUCUUCAGAUCGCCGGCUCGCUGGAUCGCGAGAUGCGCUCCCGCUAUCAUCUGGUGAUCGAGGCGCUCGACGGUGGCACCCCGCCGCUCCGCUCUCAUUUGAACGUCAACGUCACCGUCCAGGACGUCAACGACAAUCCGCCUGUCUUCAACCAGACGCGCUACGACGCGAGCGUGCCGGAAAACGCGACUGUCGGCACGCCGGUGCUCGCGGUGAAUGCGACCGACGCCGACGCCGAGGACAACGGCCGUAUCGAGUACUCCAUCAAUCGCCGACAGUCCGAUCGCGAGGAGAUGUUUCGCAUCGAUCCGGAGACCGGGAUGGUAUACGUCAACAAGGCCCUUGACUUCGAGUCGAAGGAACGACACGAGCUGGUGAUCGUCGCUCGGGAUCGCGGCGCCCAGCCGUUGGAAGCCAGCACUUUUCUCUCCAUCCACGUGACCGACGUCAACGACAAUCAGCCGGACAUCACCGUCAUCUUUCUCUCGGACGACGCGACUCCCAAGAUCAGCGAGAGCGCGCAACUCGGCGAAUUCGUCGCCCGGAUAUCCGUCAGCGAUCCUGACUCCCGGACGGAGUAUUCGAACGCGACGGUUACCUUGACAGGCGGCGAGGGUCACUUUGGUCUGACUACGCGGGAUAACAUCAUCUAUCUCGUGGUGGUAGAGCGACCUUUAGACCGCGAAGAGCAGUCCGUUUACGAGUUAUCGGUGGAGGCGACGGACGCCGGUACGCCUCCGUUGUGUGCCGAACGCACUUUUCGGCUGCUCGUCACCGACGUGAACGAUAACGCGCCCAAAUUCGAGCACGAGAGGUACGAGGCUCAUCUCUUGGAGGCGUCCGAGCCCGGGACGUCGGUGAUACAAGUGUUCGCGACCGAUCUCGACGAGGGCAUCAAUUCGGCGGUUCGUUACUCCUUGGCGAACGCAACGUGGUUCGCGAUCGACGAGACCACCGGAAUUAUCACCACAGUGACGCACGUGGACUGCGAAGCCAACCCGGCGCCGAUCUUGGUGGUGUACGCGACUGACUCUGGACGACCGCCUCUCAGCAGCAGCGCGACCGUGCGAGUCACCGUUCACGAUCUCAACGACAACGAGCCGAUCUUUGAGAAGCCGCUCUACAAUGCCACCGUGCCGGAGAACAUGCCCGUCGGACGCUGCUUUCUCAAGAACGCGAACAAGUUUAGUCCCGACAAUCCGAUGGGGUGUUUCACGAGAGUCGGCGCCGCAUCGUUACGUCCCGCCGUGCGCAUUUGUAUACACACCACGAUGACAAGGCCAGGAUGGAAUAAAGGAUAG
Molecule: messenger RNA, 2046 nt
Organism: Atta colombica
Lineage: Eukaryota; Metazoa; Arthropoda; Insecta; Hymenoptera; Formicidae
Product: protein dachsous-like
Biological process (GO): homophilic cell-cell adhesion
Cellular component (GO): plasma membrane
Molecular function (GO): calcium ion binding
Source: RefSeq, a predicted model, not a curated record